AUGAUCCGAAGCCGAGACUACGCCCUACACGUCAUGGCGCGGUUCUCCUCAUCCGUCUCGUCUCCCCCGUCGCAUUUCGUCCCCGUCGCUUUUCGUCCCCGUCCCAUCUCGUCCCGGUCGCAUUUCGUCCCCGUCGCAGCUCGUCCCCGUCGCAUCUCGUCCCCGUCGCAUUUUGUCUUCGUCGCACUUCGUCCCCCGUUGCAGCCCGUCGCAUCGUCCCCGUCGCAGCUCGUCCCCGUCGCAUUUCGGCCCCGUCGCCGCCCGUCUCCGCCGCUUCUCCUCGCCGUCGCACCACUAGAGCUCGCCUUUGCCUCCUCGUCUCGUUUCCCCACACCCGUCGCCUCUAUCCCGUCCCCUCUCCUCCCUGUCGAACUUCGUGCCUCCUCUUGCGUUCCUUCUCCAGCCCUUCCCCCCUUUCUCGCUUCCGCCCUUCAUCCACACCUCUCUUCUUCCACUCUUUCCCACCUCCCUACGUCCCUACCACCAGGGGAAGUCUCCCUUCCGCCGGUACACCAUGACUCACAUGAUCAAGUCCGGCUCGCUGGCUUCUCGACCCCGCUGCCACCCGGCCUCCGUGUCCCGCGAUCCUCCCUUCUCCCAUUCUCGCAUUCUCCCUUCCAGCCCUACCCACACCCCUUCAGCACCUUCCUAGUGCCGCCCUUCCGCCCCUCCUACCUACCUUUGUUGACUCUCAUUUCUCCAUCCUAUGCCGUUUCCCCCACCCCUCUCUUUUCCCCUUGGUGUUCCUUCCCCAUCGUGUUUGACUUCUCCCCUGCCCCUGUGCUCUGCUCCUCACCCGCGCCACGCACCUGCCCCCUGGUUCCCCUUUCCCGGCGCAAGUCGGAGAAGGAGCGGCGGUCCAGCUAUGCACCCCAGGCAUGCGUGCGGUACGACGGCGUCUACCACAUCGAGCGCUGCUGGCGCAAGAAGAGUAAAGUGGUGAGGAAAGGGGGAAGGGAGGGAGAGGGGAGGGGGAAGGGAGGGAGAGGGGAGGGGGAAGGGAGGGAGAGGGGAGGGGGAAGGGAGGAGAGUCGUGGUCCGUACCCCUCUACCGCCCAUACCAGGUCCGUACCCCUCUCCUCAGCCCAUACCAGCCCGGGGAGGAAGCUGCCGCAGGUGGCGGAGUUGAAGCAGGCAGUGGACGUCACAGAGCGCACCGGCCCGCCCGCCUGGGACUGGAUUGAGGAGAAGCAGCAGUGGGGGUGGGUGCGCGCGCCCCCAGCAUGCACCAAGCCCAUCGGUGGCACCAGCACAGCAUGGCGCUCCGCCAAGCGCCUCGCGGUGGGCAGCACAGCCGAGGCCGCAGGCGUGCGGUACGACGGCGUCUACCGCAUCGAGCGUUGCUGGCGCAAGAAGAGCGCCGUGGUGAGAAGGGGGAAGGGGGGUGGGCGGGCGUGCAAUGAUGGCGUCUACCUCAUCGAGUGCUGCUGGCGCAAGAAGAGCGCCGUGGUGCGUUGGAGAGGGGGAGUGUGGAGUGACGACGUGGGGGACAGCCCGGGGAGGAAGCUGCCGCAGGUGGCGGAGUUGAAGCAGGCGGUGGACGUCACCAAGCGCACCGGCCCGCCCGCCUGGGACUGGAUUGUGCAUGGGUGGGAUUGCAUGUGUGUGCAUGCGUGCACACGUGAGGAGAAGCAGCAGUGGGGGUGGGUGCGGCCGCCCCCAGCAUGCACCAAGCCCAUCGGUGGCACCAGCACGGCAUGGCGCUCCGCCAAGCGCCUCGCGCACAGCUUCUGCCUCGCGUGCCUGCAGCAGCGCUUCCACGGGCAGGCCGACACACGCGACCGCUCCAAGACCGCGGGGCGGUCGCUGCGCGCACAGAAGAUCGUCAAACAAUGCCCCGCCGCACGCUGCACCGCUGACAUUGCAGACGUGCUGUCCCGGCUGCAGGUGAAUCACGACAUGGCGGAUUUGAUCGCCAUGCUGCUUGCAGAGACGAAUGCACCAGAUGCAGAGGAGGGGGAGGACGCAGGGGAGGGCGGUGAGGAGGAUGGGGAGGAGGGCGCAGAGGGAGAGGAGGAUGAAGAGGAUGAGGGGAAGGGCAGUAGAGGUAAGGACGAAGGGAAGGAACGCGAUGGUAGCAUGGAAGGUGCAGGAGAGGAGGGGGUGAAGGAGGAAGGGGGGAGCACGGGGGUGCAAGUGUUAAAUGCGAUUGGUGCUGCGGGGAGCGGAGGUGGUUCAGGUGAGGGGAAGGCCAAGGGCGCGCAAGGAGAGGUCGAUGGGGGAAGGGAAGGCAGUGUUGAUGGCGGAAAGGCUGGGGGAGGAGGUGCGUUGAGUGCCACUUCAGAGGCACUGGUGGCGUGCAGCUCGCUGGCAGCCGCUUCAGAGGGGUUGCGGGAAGUGAUGAGGGCCUGCCCGUGCGAGACAUGCUGGUGCUGGGAGGGGGAACGGGGGGGUGUGGGGGGAGAAUGGUGCUUUGUGCGAAGGGGGAGAGGGGGGAAGAAUGGUGCUUUGUGCGAAGGGGGAGAGGGGGGGAGAAUGGUGCUUUGUGCGAAGGGGGAGAGGGGGGGAGAAUGGUGCUUUGUGCGAAGGGGGAGAGGGGGGAAGAAUGGUGCUUUGUGCGAAGGGGGAGAGGGGGGAAGAAUGGUGCUUUCUGCGAAGGGGGAGAGGGGGGAAGAAUGA
This is a messenger RNA of Closterium sp. NIES-65, 2619 nucleotides long. The record is from the annotation of a GenBank genome assembly. Lineage: Eukaryota; Viridiplantae; Streptophyta; Zygnematophyceae; Desmidiales; Closteriaceae.